Molecule: messenger RNA, 1684 nt
Organism: Diprion similis
Lineage: Eukaryota; Metazoa; Arthropoda; Insecta; Hymenoptera; Diprionidae
Product: UDP-glycosyltransferase UGT5-like
Exons: 4
Coding region: 68-1624 (518 amino acids)
Molecular function (GO): UDP-glycosyltransferase activity
Source: RefSeq, a predicted model, not a curated record
GAUCAAGUUUAACAUUCUCGUUUCAUCGUGAUCUGAGUGGGCAAAAGCCUGGUGUAAACUAAAAGAGAUGGAAUGUCGAACUGUACUCGUGUUCCUGAUCGCCUGUUGCGCCGUGGACGCGGCAACGAUCCUCGGCAUAUUUCCAUACCAGGGUAGAAGUCAUAACAUAAUGUUCGAGCCACUGAUGGUCGGCCUAGCACGAGCAGGCCAUACGGUUGACGUUGUGAGUCACUUUCCUCCAAAGGAAUCAGUGCCGGGACUUAACCACAUAAGCUUGAAGGGAUCGCUACAUUUCUACGUAAACAACAUAACAGUAUCGUUCACCAAAGAGAUGAACGGACUUCACAGCCUGAUUUACUUCAUCAGCGGUCGGGAACCAUCCGACCUUUGCAACCUGAUGCGACUCCCUCAACUGCAGAACAUACUAAAUACAAAAACUAAAUACGACGUCAUGGUAACCGAGGUCUUCGGGACCAACUGCUACCUUGCUGUGGCUCACAGGUUGCAGAUUCCAGUCGUCGGGGUCACAACUGGGUUCAUGUAUUCAUGGGGUUACAGUCCGUUCUUCGGCGACGGAAAUCCCAGCUUUAUACCGUCCCAGUUAGGCAGCUUCACGAACGAGAUGAGCUUUCUCGAACGCGUGGAGAACACGAUUGUUCAUUUAUACUCAAUUUUCCUAUUCAACUAUUACGAGAGAACAAUCUCCGAUCCGUUGGCUCGUAAGUACGUCGAGGACAUACCGCCGUUGACUGAUUUGUACAACAACAUGAGCCUGAUGCUGGUUAACAGUCAUCCCAGCAUCCACGGCGUCCGUCCAGGGAAUCCAGCGAUUGUUGAAGUGGCAGGUCUGCACAUCGAUGAAACCCAAGUUUUGUCGAAGGAAAUAGAAGGGUUUUUAAACUCGUCUAAGGAUGGAGUGGUCUACUUCAGCAUGGGCACGAUGGUGCGGUCUGACAGCUUCUCGUCGGAUAAGAUAUCCGCUAUAUAUCAGAGUUUUUCGGAACAUCCCAAUUACAACGUCCUUUGGAAGGGUAACGCGGAUCAUCUGCCCAAGCCGUUUCCACCCAAUGUGAAAAUCGUUUCGUGGGCACCACAGUACGCAGUUCUCCGUCAUCCAAAAGUGAAGGCGUUUAUUACUCAUGGAGGUUUGAUGGGGACUGAGGAGGCGAUACACGCGGGAGUUCCAAUGAUUGGGAUACCGUUUGCCGCGGAUCAGACAUUCAACGUGGCGGGUUACGCGCAUCGUGGUUUCGCUAUUCAUCUAGACUACAAGGACCUUAACAAGGCUACGUUUUCGAAAGCUUUGAGCGAGGUACUGACGAACCCGAAGUACCGGACAAACGCUGCGUAUUUCUCGAGACUAUUCAAGGAUCGUCCACUUUCUCCAUUGGACGAAGCAGUUUUUUGGAUUGAAUACAUCGUCCGCAAUGGUGGCGAGCCACUUAAGUCUUCAGCCCUUCACCUCUACUGGUUCCAGUAUUAUCUGAUCGAUGUUAUUUUGUUCUUAUUGACUCUCACGGCAUUAGUCACAAUUGGUCUAUUCCUCUCAAUUAGAAAAAUACUGUGUAUUGUCAUUGGUACGACAAAAACUUCAACGUGUCAAACCAAACAAAAGACCAAGUAAAACUAAUCUACUGAUACAUAUUGUCAUGCAAACAAACGUGGAGUCCAGGUUAUCCCAUUU